Molecule: messenger RNA, 1551 nt
Organism: Saccharomyces kudriavzevii IFO 1802
Lineage: Eukaryota; Fungi; Ascomycota; Saccharomycetes; Saccharomycetales; Saccharomycetaceae
Gene: KTR7
Product: putative mannosyltransferase
Exons: 1
Coding region: 1-1551 (516 amino acids)
Biological process (GO): cell wall mannoprotein biosynthetic process; protein N-linked glycosylation
Cellular component (GO): Golgi apparatus; membrane
Molecular function (GO): alpha-1,2-mannosyltransferase activity
Source: RefSeq, a predicted model, not a curated record
AUGGCGAUCAAUUUAAAGCCAAAAGUGAGAAGACUCUUGCUGGAUAAGCGUCAACAAAAGCGAUAUGUUUUUCUUUUGAUGGCAUUCGUCUUCACGAUACUGUACCGUAUGGGCAAGUGGCCGUUUGCCUCAAAGAAUAUUGCGCUUGAUCCGCAUAAUUUGCCUUACUCCUUCCAGGAUUAUUCGGGCAAAGAUGAGCCAUUUUUCCGGGGCUGCACUGAUACAAAUCUGUAUUUACAAGACCCAGAUUAUGCCAAAAUGAACGCAUCUUUUGUUAUGCUUACAAGAAACGAAGAAUUAGGCGAUGUACUGAAAACUAUGAGAAGUAUAGAGGGCCAUUUUAAUCAAUGGUUUGGGUAUCCAUACGUGUUUUUGAAUGAUAGACCAUUUACAGAUCAUUUUAAGGGUCAAAUUCAAGCUGCAACUAAUGCCACUGUCGAGUUUGGCACUAUUAAUGAAACUGCAUGGGAAUUUCCUGCUGAAGUGCGCGAUUCAUUACUGUUCAAGACUGCAUUGGAAGAUCAGAAUGAUCGAGGAAUAAUGUACGGUAAUAUGGAAUCAUACCACAAGAUGUGCCGAUUUUAUUCCGGACUGUUUUACAAGCAUCCAUUAGUCUCUAAGUAUGAAUGGUACUGGAGGAUAGAGCCAGAUGUUGACUUUUUUUGUGACAUCUCGUACGACCCUUUUCUAGAGAUGGCCAAAAAUAAUAAGAAAUACGGGUUCACCGUAUUGAUAACUGAAUUGUACUGGACUGUUCCCAAUUUGUUUAGAACAACAAAGAGUUUCAUCAGGAAAACAGCAGGUUUGAAGGAGAACCUGGGUACACUAUGGAAAUUGUUUACAUUUAAUUAUAAUAUUCUAGACACAGAAGAUGAAGAAAUCUCUAGAUGGGUAAAUUAUCCGUCAGAUGCGAAACCGAAAUUGACUGAAAAGUUGAUGGUAGACUUCUUACUGGAGAACCGGGGCCAACUUGAUAAUGAAGAAGAUUUGGAAGGUAUACAAUAUCUGGUGGAAAGGGCUCGUUCUAAGAUGCCAUUGAUGGAAGAUUCCAUUGAGGGAGAAGACUACAAUUUGUGCCAUUUUUGGAGUAAUUUUGAAAUUGCUCGCGUCGAUUUAUUCGAUAAUGAAGUCUACAACGCUUAUUUCAAAUAUUUGGAAGAAUCGAACGGUUUCUGGACCGAAAGAUGGGGGGACGCACCAAUUCAUUCGAUCGGAUUAGGAAUGAUUCUGGACCUAGAAGACGUACAUUAUUUUAGGGACAUUGGUUAUAGACAUUCAUCCCUGGAACAUUGCCCAAAAAAUGCCAUACAAGGCGAGAGCAAUUCUGGCGAAUUUGAUGACGGCUUUGACUUCGGAUGUGGGUGUCGAUGUGUCUGUCCUAAAAAUGAAGAAGAUAUCGAAGAUAAUUCUACUCCCUGCAUGGAUAUUUUUUUCGAGUUACUUCAAGGCAAAGAAUACGAGAAGGAUUUCCCAGGGUGCUAUAAGCCGUCCAUAAAAGACAAGGACGUGAUCGAAGAAAUUAGGAGAGAUAAUUUUAGAGUAAUUGAAUAG